Molecule: messenger RNA, 712 nt
Organism: Coccomyxa subellipsoidea C-169
Lineage: Eukaryota; Viridiplantae; Chlorophyta; Trebouxiophyceae; Coccomyxaceae
Exons: 1
Coding region: 5-313 (102 amino acids)
Source: RefSeq, a predicted model, not a curated record
ACUGAUGAAUCGAUUACAAUUUCAUAUGUGCACUUCAGACAGUCUCAAGUACAAGCAUGUGCUCGCGUUCCCAAAGGCGGCAAUGAUCAUGGCUGCCAAAGGUCUAAGACCAAAAAGCACUUCUGAAGACCAAAUCACAGUCCCAACGGAUGAUCUCAUGACAGAGGCUACUGCUGAUGCAAGCAAAACUGUAUUGUACAUGCAUUCUGUGUGGCAAAGCACUGAAACAAACAUCCAGAAUGUCAAAGUGGCCAGCCCCGCAGGGCAAGGGCCAUUUCCAUGUCGCCUAGGGCAAUUGCAUUGCCAACAUUAAGGCAGAAUAGUUUGCCAGGUGGCAGGUAUGCAAAAGCUUGUCGUUGUGCUAUAAAUAGCGCCAUGAAUCGGCAAAUGAUCUUUCUGUAGUCUUGUGACAUGUCGGUACGAGACAUGGCGUUUGCACCGGUCUCACAUUUGUCCUCACGAAACCAAUCCGUCCACAGCAACCAUCCUACUCCUUGCAAAAGGUCCCUGUACAAUGUAGCAAGGGGAACAAGGCGACUCCCAGUCACUAUAUAAGAAGAGUCAGGCUGGCAUGUGAACACUCCAGAUCCUCCCGGCACUGUCGCAUCAGCUCCCACUACAGCUACCUCCUUUUUGCAGACCUGAACACAAGUCUGCUAGUGCUUCUGUUGUCCACAACGAUCAGAACUUUCCGCCAUAUGACAAGACUGCC